UGGAUUCUAUUUCAUCAGUUGACUGAGUGACUUGAAGCUGUGAAGUUGUCGUUUGAAGGAAUUGAGAUAUAAAAUAAUAAAAAAUAUCAAAAAAGUGUAAAAAUUCCAAAAUGCUUCUCUAAAGAAAGCCAAAAAAAAUCGAAAUCAAUGAUCGAAGUUAAUCAAGUAAACUGUUGAACUGGAAGAAAGUGAAUUUUAAUUUAAUUAAUGUUUAUAUCUGAACAUUGAACUUUGAUAAUACAGAAUGAAGCUUCAAUUAAUUUUAUUUGUUGGACUCAUAGUUGAGUUAUGUUUCGUUCCUUUGUUAAAUGCAAAAAGAUCGUUUGGAAUUACACGAUCAAGAAAUAGAAACAAUAAACUUUCAGUUCGAAGGAAUCAACAUCAUGAUUUUGAUGACAAUCCAAUGCCACCAGUUCGUCCGAAGCCAUCAGCUCCGCAAAUGAGUAAACCCGCUGGUCCACCACCACCACCAGCUGGGCCACCUCCAUCAUAUCCUGGAAUGGGUCACAAUGCAGCACCAGCUUAUGGUGCACCACCAGCAUAUUCUCCAAGCUAUUCCAACCCACCUGGUUACUCAAACACAUUCAGUCAGCCUCGCUAUAAUCAAAUGCCAGGAAGCUUUGCCCAGCCAGGUUACAAUGGAAUGCCAUUGGGGGGUAUGCCGAUGGGCAGUGGCGUCCCAAUGAGUGGAAUACCAAUGGGUGUCAUGCCAAUGAAUUCAAUGCCUAUGGGUGGAGGUUACGGUCAAAGAAGCAGCGGUUUUGGAUCAGGAAUUAUGACAAAUCUUUUCGCUGGGCUCGCUGGUUAUCAGCUUGCAAAAGCUUUUAGUGGUGGCGGUCACCAUCAUAGAGAUCGCGAUGUUGUCAUAAUAGACAAUCGGCAACCUUUGAACACAAAUCCAGUGCAAACAACAAGUGGAGACGAAAUAUUGGCACCACCACCUGUCAACAAUCAAGAUUCACCACAAACGAACAUGAAUCCGUAUUCGACAGAAAGGCCAACAGAAACUGUGACGCAAGUCGCUCCAACUAUGAAUGAAUAUAAUUUCUAUGGAAUUCCCCAAUAUGGCAUUCCGCUUUAUGGCUACAGUCUGCCUUCUCAAAUCACUGAUUAUUAUCAAACUGCAGUCUUUACUCCAUCACAAACAGAAGAACAACCAGCUAGUGGAAAGUAAAAAGAUUAGUCAUUUAAGAAGUUUAACUGUAAAUACUUUCUUCGUUUUUUAAGAAUAAAAAUUAUGAUAAAAAAAACUCUGCGUGAUCGCCGAGCGAAUCAUGAGAGGAAAAAAAAAUAAUAAAAAGAAUUUCAGAUGAUAUUUGAAAUGAAAGUUUUUUUAAUCGCAUUAUGCUUAAUUGCUGGGAAUUGCUGUGAAGCAAAUGAAGCUAAUUAUGGUGUUAAAGGUGGCACUAAGCAAGGCAUGAAAUCUUACGGCGGAUAUUUUCAUGAUCCUGGUCAUAAUCACGGCGCAAAUCAUUUCAUUCAAGCACAAAAUUAUCAUCAACCAGCACGACAGCUUUCAAAUUAUUAUCAGCCUUAUGGAUGGAAUUUUAAUAUGCCACAGAGAACUUACGGUGGAGUGAUUCAACCAAACACGCCAAGCAACCAACAAGGCUUUGGUUGGUUUGGUGGACAAAACCAGCAGGAUCGACAAUAUUCCAACAAUCCUGGACAAUAUCAAAUACCCAAACUUCCUUCAUUAUUUGUACCCAACUUUGUUCCACCAGUUUAUUUCCCCAAUAAUAAUCUUCCAUAUCCAAGCUUCCCUAAUUAUAAUUCAUUCCCGUUUGCACCGCCUUUUGGCAAUUACCCCAACACUGGAGGUCAACAAUAUCCAAAUAAUGAUAAUCGAGGUCAAUUUGCACCUCAACAACCAUCACCAAAUACCAAUCAAGUCCCAAAUAUUCCAACUUCAACAACUGUUAAACCAACACAGGGUUCUGAAAUUCGCGGUGGUGGUUCAGACGAAACUUUUGCGACAAACGCAUUUUUCCGACCAAAUAAAAGACCUGAAACUUUAGACAGACAUUGGACGGAAGAGGAUGAACAAAAGUGGCAAGCGACAACUAAAGCGCCUUACUUUGAAAAUAAAGUACCAGGUUUAGAAUGUACUUUACCAGCUUCAGCGGUUUUAGGCGCAACAACGGCAUUGAAAGCUUCAAAUUUAUUGCCACUUAACGUUCCGGUGGGAAAACCAAUUUUAUCAUGUAACGCAACCGAUCUUUUACAAGCUCAAAUAAAUCUUGAUGGCAUCAUUUAUGACUGUGCUAGAUCAGCCAUCACAAUGUCAUGUCCACGUCUUGAUGCAAAUCAAUUAGUUUAUGAUGAGUGUCGAGGUGAAACGUUAGAGUGCGAUGUUAGAAUGUCACCAACAAGGAAAACUGUUUCAUGUACGAACGGCACAUUAAUAAGCAACCAUCCGAUUGUUUGCAAAACAGCAACGCUAAUGGAGAAGAAAAAUAUUCUCAAUUGCAUUUACAAGAAUAGUUUUGACUCGGGAUAUUCCACACCAUCAAGUGUUAAUCAUCACUCAUCUCAUCAACCACAGACAACAAUUAGGCCACCGGUGAAUACGCUUGUUCCGCCAAUUCUAGUUACGGAAGAUUUUAAUAAUGAAGGCAUCGAUACGAGAUAUUCUAAAAAUAAAUCAGAAAACUUAGACUUGAUGGAAGAAGUCAAGCAUGCUAUGAGAUCGGUUUUCCCAAGUGAACUCUUAUCGAUUGCUCAGAAAACCGAUUAUUUACCUCCACAACAAUCUCCGUCGUCAUCUUCGAUGGGGAAAAUACCAGACGAAUUGAGAGAAGAAAUGAAUGGCGUGUUUCCACAUGAAUUGUUUGCGAUGUCACAAACAAAUGAUUUGAACCAAGAUCAUCAUGAUUUAAUUGACGAAAGGUUAUCAGUUGUAGGAUUGCAGAAUAGAAACAAUCAAGCGACAAUCUCUGAGAACCAACGAGCUCAAUGGAAUGUAAACAUUAAAAGUAAUUCGAGAAAUUCUGGAACUUCAUUCAAGACUGGCACAAGUCAAAUCUCACAAAGAUUUGGUGGCAACGAAAGAGAUGACGACGACGAUGAUCGAUUAAUUUUCUCGCCAUAAAAUUAGUCAUUAAAAAACCAAUGAUGAAGUUCAUUUGUUAAAAUCAUUAACAAUCUCAAUGAUACUUGAACUGCUGAGUCACUUCUGAACUCAAAAAUCGCAAUAAAAAAAUAUUCAAAAACAAAUGAAA
Molecule: messenger RNA, 3221 nt
Organism: Clunio marinus
Lineage: Eukaryota; Metazoa; Arthropoda; Insecta; Diptera; Chironomidae
Source: the annotation of a GenBank genome assembly